Myzus persicae (green peach aphid) is the source of this 2034-nucleotide messenger RNA. RefSeq names its product fasciculation and elongation protein zeta-2 (gene Unc-76). Bases 177 to 1391 code for a protein of 404 amino acids. Gene Ontology annotation, cellular component: cytoplasm; axon. The transcript has 8 exons. Lineage: Eukaryota; Metazoa; Arthropoda; Insecta; Hemiptera; Aphididae. The record is from RefSeq and is a predicted model, not a curated record.
CGUUCGGACCGCGUGCCUUGUUGUUCGCGUUCUCGUAUUGUUAGUCUUAGUGACGUACUGACGUCUGGUUACGUACUCUCAUCUCGUAUCUGGUAGGCCUUUCUUUACAUUACUAAUAUUGCAUUUUUCAAUAACCAUCGCCGUUGGCCAGUCCAAACAAGUAUUUUCCGAGAGCUAUGCUGGAUAUGAUGAACAAAAUGGCCGAACUCAAGUUCGAAGCGCCCCUAGCGCAGUUCGAGGAGUCUGACGAGUGGACGAAAAUGAUGGACGACGACUCGCCGCUGCAGUCGGCCAAACACAACCUCCACAAUCACCAUCAUCAACAGCCAAACAGUCAGCCGACUUCAGGUGGUGGCUUACGCGACGUGGAUGAGGAGCAGCUGGAUAACAUGCUCAGCAACAGCAGCAGGAGCCUGGAACCGGCGAACAAGUCGUGCACGCAGUGCGGAGCGAACAACAACAAUGUCGGCGUGGAGGUGACGACGUCGGACACGGACAAUUUUGGAGAGACAUUCAGCGGGUCUCUGGAAGACCUGGUUCACACGUUCGACGACAAAAUCACCAGAUGCUUUUGCGACUACGAGGAGUCUGUGGAGAAAUUAGCGCCGGUUCAGAUCAGGACUCAGGAAGAAAUAAUGAACGAAUGCCAAAUGUGGUGGACAAUCACAGGAAACUUUGGCAAUAUUCUUCCUAUUGAUUGGUCCAAGUCAUAUGCACGCAAAGUUCAACUGCCAGUACUCAAUUUGAAUAACAACAUCCAGGACGAAUCAUCAGAUGACCUUAGCAGUGAAGACGAAGCCGUUUCAAAUGACUUAGAUUUGCAUACUUUGAUAUUGUCAGGUCCCAGUGCAGAUAUUGAACCUCCAACUGCCGAUGAAGUGAUUAGAGAAAUUGAUGAUAUUAUGGAAGAAGGCACUUCAAAUGAGUGUACUCCGGACUCUGAACAUCCUAAGGAAGUUCAUUCACCAUUACUAGAAGAAAAGUUAAAAACAUUAAAUGUAUCUCAACUCAAUGAAGUUUACAUGGAGUUAGAGUUGCUGAUCAGAGACUAUUCUGAAACAUUAAUUACAGAACUGGCAUUAAGAGAUGAGUUGGAGUUUGAAAAAGAAUUAAAAAACUCAUUUAUAUCAUUGCUAUUGGCUGUUCAAAAUCGAAGGAGACAAUAUCAUGUUGAGAAAAAACGGAAUUCGAGAGCAGGAAAUACAAACAAAAACGUAACAAAUGAGCCAAAAUAUUUAACCACUGUCAUACCAUACCAUUUGGAUAGUGGACCUUUAAGUAAUCAGGCACUUCAAGUUCUCAUUAAAAUAUUAAAAGCAAUAAAUGAAGACAGUCCCACAGUACCAACAUUACUAACAGACUACAUUCUUAAAGUAUUGUGUCCCACAUAAUUGAAUAUGGAUCAGCAAAGUGGAAUGAUCAACUGCACUCUGAACUCUACGUGAUAUAACUUAUUUAAUUUUAACUUACUAUGGCAUAAUCCGUAGAUUUUUAGUAUCUCUAAUAAUUUAUUAUAAGUUCUACUUGAGGUACAUUAUUUAGACAUUAUUAGUAUUAUAUUAAAACACUUGGAAUCUACAAUAGAUUUUGUGUAAUAAUAACUCUACAAAACAUCUUUCUUCUAUUUAGUAAAAAAAAAAUCUAAUGUAUAAAUAAAUUAAAGAUUUUUUUUGUUUUGUGCCAUUUAGAUAUUUUUAAAACAAAUGAAUAAUAUAGAAAUUAAUGAAUACUCAACAUGUAAUUGAAUAUUGACAUAAAUUAAAUUAAACUAAAAUCUUACAUACCCAAUUGGUGCUUCAAAAUAAUAAAGUAAUGAUUUACUUAACAAUACUUAUAUAAUUAUGGCAUGAAUGAAUAAUGAUUGAUCAUUUUUAAGAUGUCAUUCAUAAUAUAUUAUCGAGCUGAUUCCAAAAUUUGAUAAAUAUAUAGUUAGUUCAGGCUCGCAUUUAAAGAUACUAAACAAAUAAACAAUAUAUUACGAUUAUAUAGUAUGAAUUAUGGGAAAUGUUUAUUAUGUUGCGCUGGGACCAAAAU